AUGCAAGUAGAUUUGCUGGAACUGACUCGGAUGCCGGGCUUUCUGGAACCAUAUUGUCAGCGAUAUUCACGAGAGCAGCAAGCUGCGCCUGGUGGAGGAUUCAGGCAGCGUACGACAUGCUGCUGCGGCCAGACUCUGACCUAUCACUGCGGCAAGGGCAUCGACGUCGAGGCAGCGACGACAGGAGUGGUGGAAGAGCCGUGGAGUCCAGCCAAGCAUACCCAAGCCUCGCCUACCAAUGCCUAUGGAACUAUUGAGUUCCAAGGUGGUCCUCAUCCGAGCAAAGCACAGUACGUGCGCCUCGCAUACGACACAAGACCUGAGCUGAUAGUGCAAUUAUUCACUCGUGAAUGGAGUCUUGAGUUGCCAAAGCUGCUGAUCACGGUACAAGGUGGUAAGGCUAACUUUGAACUGCAGCCAAAGCUAAAGAAAGUUCUGAGAAAGGGACUUCUAAAAGCAGCGAAGACAACUGGUGCGUGGAUAUUCACUGGUGGCACAAAUACUGGUGUAACAAGACAGGUUGGUGAUGCACUGUUGUUGGAAAGGUCUCAACGUAGUGGUCGUGUCAUCAGCAUUGGCAUUGCCCCAUGGGGAAUUGUUGAAAAUAACCAUGAACUCAUUGGGCAUAACAGGGAUGUACCAUAUCACUCUAUUUCUUCGCCCAGGUCAAAACUGGCUGUUCUCAAUAGCCGCCAUGCAUAUUUUCUUCUGGUUGAUAAUGGAAUAACUGGAAAAUAUGGUGCUGAAAUAAUACUCAGGAGAAAGCUUGAAAAAUAUAUAUCUAUUCAAAAGCUUCAUCCAGGUACACACUGUAGCACACCAGUGGUAUGUUUAGUAAUUGAAGGUGGAACAAACACAAUAAGAGCGGUUCUGGAAUAUGUCACAGACAAUCCGCCAGUACCUGUGGUUGUGUGUGAUGGCUCUGGUCGUGCAGCUGAUCUCCUAGCAUUUAUGCAUAAGUAUGCCUCUGAAAAUGGAGAAGCAUCAGUCCUGGAAAACAUGAAAGAGUAUCUUAUUACAACAAUCCAGAAAACAUUUGAAGUCAGCCUAGAACAAGCAGAAUGCCUGUAUUCUGAACUUUUACAGUGCAGUAGAAAAAAGAAUUUGAUCACAGUUUUUCGGAUCACAGAUCGUCCAGAAGGCAAAUCUCAGGAACUUGAUCAAACAAUUCUUACUGCUCUUUUUAAGAGCCAACAUUUAUCUCCUUCAGAGCAAUUAAGUCUUGCUCUUACAUGGAAUCGUGUGGACAUUGCACGUUCAGAAAUAUUUGUUUAUGGCCAAGAGUGGCCUCCUGGUGCCCUUGAAGAAGCCAUGAUGCAAGCUUUGGAACAUGAUCGCAUAGAUUUCGUGAAACUCCUCCUCGAAAAUGGUGUUAGUAUGAGGAAGUUUCUUUCCAUACCUCGUCUUGAAGAGCUUUAUAAUACAAAACAAGGCCCUACGAAUACCUUGGGCUACAUAUUGCGUGAUGUUCGACCUCACAUUCCUCGGGGCUAUGUUUACACGUUACACGAUAUUGGAUUAGUUAUAAACAAAUUGAUGGGUGGAGCUUACAGGUCUUACUACACUAGAAGAAAAUUUCGCUUGAUAUAUGCAAAAGUUAUGAAGAAGUCACCACAUGUGCACAGAAACAGUGCUUCAUUUAUACGUUAUUAUGGAAACACAAAUCUGACUCUCAGCUUGCUUGCUGAGACACUGCCAGCCACAAAAGAAACAGCCCUCUUUGAUUACCCAUUUAAUGAACUGCUGACAUGGGCUGUGUUAACCAAGCGACAGCAGAUGGCUUUGCUCAUGUGGCAGCAUGGUGAAGAAGCAUUAGCCAAAGCUUUAGUAGCUUGUAAACUGUACAAAGCAAUGGCUCAUGAGGCUGCCGAAGAUGAUCUGGAAACUGAAAUAUAUGAAGAGCUCAGAAAUUACGGCAAAGAAUUUGAAAAUAUUGCUUUGGAGCUACUGGACUAUUGUUAUCGCCAAGAUGAUGACCAGACACAACAAUUGUUGACUUGUGAACUACAGAACUGGAGUGGGCAGACAUGUCUCAGCCUGGCAGUAGCAGCAAAUCAUCGAGCACUCCUAGCCCAUCCCUGUAGCCAAAUAAUCCUUGCUGACCUCUGGAUGGGUGGGUUACGUACACGGAAAAAUACAAAUUUAAAGGUCAUACUAGGACUAAUAUGUCCAUUUUAUAUCGUCACGCAACUUGAAUUCAAAUCCAAAGAAGAAUUGCUCCUCAUGCCUCAAACUGAGGAAGAGCAUAUGGUUGGUCUAGAAGAAGAAACUGAAAGUGUAGAAGGGCAUACAAAUGGAGGACAUAGAAACACAGAGCCUGAUGCAGAGGCUUUAAUAGCUCAUGACAGUGUAGCAAUGAGAGACACAGUUGUCCAAGAAAAUGGAAAAGUACUUGCUGAAGGAGAUGAUUCAAGCCAGAUUUUUCACAUGCCCUUAGAUUUCUAUGAAAUUAAAAAUAACAGACCACUUAGAAUGCAGAAAAAGCUUUAUGAAUUCUACACAGCUCCAAUAACAAAAUUCUGGGCACAUUCGAUUGGUUACAUGGUGUUCCUUGUAAUUUUUACAUAUGUGGUCUUAAUAAGAACAGAGCCUAAUCUCAGCUGGCAGGAAAUAUAUGUUGUGGCAUAUAUCUGUACACUAGCAUGUGAAAAAAUUAGAGAAAUCAUAUCUUCAGAACCAGUAGCAAUUAGCCACAAAUUCUCUGUCUGGACAUGGAAUAUGUGGAAUCCAUGUGAUGCUGCUGCAAUCAUCUUUUUCCUAAUAGGACUAAGUCUUCGGCUACGCCCAUCAUCAAUGAAAGUUGGGCGUAUUAUAUUUUGUGUGGAUAUUAUCUAUUGGUACUUACGAAUACUCAACAUCCUUGGUGUGAACAAAUACCUUGGUCCAUUGGUUACCAUGAUGGGAAAAAUGGUGAAGAACAUGAUUUAUUUUGUUGUGUUAUUGCUUGUGGUGUUGAUGAGCUUUGGAGUCUGUCGGCAGUCAAUACUGUUUCCUGAUAAUGAUUUCAGCUGGUCACUUGUUAAACAUAUUUUUUUUCAGCCAUAUUUUAUGCUUUAUGGAGAGGUAUUUGCAAAUGAUAUUGACCCUGCAUGUGGAGAUGAACCUGGUAUGCCAAACUGUCCAAUGGGUAGAUGGAUUACACCAGCUGUGAUGUCAACAUACCUCUUAGUUGCCAACAUCUUGCUAAUUAACUUGUUAAUAGCUGUGUUCAAUAAUAUUUUCAAUGAAGUAAAUGCAGUUUCACAUCAGGUAUGGAUGUUCCAAAGAUUUACAGUUGUAAUGGAAUAUGAGCAGAAACCUGUUCUGCCACCUCCAUUAAUCAUCCUAUGCCAUAUUGCCUUGUUACUGAAGUACUGCAGGCAAAAAGUGAAGGGAGUGAGUAAAUUAUAUGAUAAUGCUCUGAAGUUAUUCUUGGAUGUUGAUGACAUGGAACGUCUGUACGACUUUGAAGAAGAAUGUGUAGAAGGUUAUUUCCGUGAACAAGAAACAAAAUUGCAAAUGUCAAGUGAUGAAAGGAUUAAGAAUACUUCAGAACGUGUUGAAAACAUGUAUCAAAAAAUUGAAGACAUUAAUCAGAAAGUUAACAGUCAGACUUCAUCUUCUCAAGCUGUGGAGUUUAGAAUUAGAAAGCUGGAGGAUUUAGCAGAUCAGACACUAUCCCACCUUGCCGUCAUCCACAGAUUCAUGGCAACCCAUGUCAGAGAACCUUUAGCAGAAUUUGCAGAUGUCAGGCUUCGAACAACCACAGAUGAACACAAAACACAGUCAGAUUUAAGUGACCAUACGGACAGACAUUUAAGUGUUCCACUUCUUGGCAGAGAAAGAAGAAGACCUGUCAGAUCACUGACAGAAGUUAGGCCAGAUCCAUUUAUGUUUGGUGAGGGCCUACACUUGCGGUAUGAUGACAAGUCCAAAUCCCCAGAACCCUCAACAUCAAAGCCACUUGAUUUCUUUGAGGAGCAGGAGGAGGAGGAAGCAGAAGAAGAAAAGGAAAGAACACAAUCAUUUGAUAAGGUCAGCAUACAUUCCAAUAGCAAAACCAGAUUUUUUGCCCAUAUUUCAAAGCAUGAAAGUGUGUCUGGAAACUCACUUGCUGAGCCUGUAGGCAGUCUCAAAGGAAGUAAAACAGAUUUAGGUGUGGAUGAAGAAAAUUUGGAGUCAGCUACUGCAACAGCAGCAAUACUUCCACCAGCACCACCUUCAAUGGCAACUUCAGAGCCGGCUGAACAAGAUUUGGCACGGAAUGAGUUUAUAAGAAGUUCAUCAUUUGAUCAGCAAACAGAUAAGAAAGACCUCAGUGGGUUCAGAAGACAGAGUUCUGAUGGGUCAGAAAGAGGUAGCAGUUCCCACCGACCACCACUGAUGCCAAGGAGACAGCUGAGCAAAACACAUUCAGAACCAGAAAAUGCCACAGGACUAGAUUCUCUGGAUGGAAUAGAUUUUCCUCGUGUUACUGUGGAGCGCAGUGUCACCUGGGCUGAACCAAGGAUCACUGUAAUCCCUCCAUCUGGAAAUCCUAGAUCAAUGUUGCUGGCUAUGCACACAGAGUACACAAGUAUCACAGAUGAACUGGAAACAGUGUGUGGCCUUCUAAGCCCUCCUCGUACACCUCGCCUUCUUUCACCACCUCGUCCUGGUGAUCAAGCAGUUCCUCACAGAACAAGGCACACAUCAGAGAUGUCAAAUCCUGAGAUGGCUCUUUAUUUGGAGAAAGAACACUUGCGAGAUGCAGAAGAGAGUGACUACCAGCUGAUGGAAGGGUUAAUUCAACAUCGUAUUCAUAACGAAGAGGAUUCUGUUGAUAGUGCUUUCUAUUUAACAGUAACAAAUGAAGUUCCCGAAUAUCGAAGCCCAAAUCAACCAUCAAGGCCACUACGCCGGAGCAGUGCAAUUGAUGUGAGAGACCUACCCACUCCCACAACUCAGGGUCCCAAUAUGUUUGGUGGUGACACAGAAAUGCAACAGCUGCAGGAAGCAGAUGGUGGAAGCAAAAGUGGAAGCAAAAACAGUUUAGUGCCAACAUCAGAAACAAUGUGUUGAUGCUGUGAAAUCUUAGCUGACAUAAUUGUUUAAAUUGUGCACUGUGUGUGUGUGUGUGUGUGUGUGUGUGUGUGUGUGUCAAUAUGUCAGAAAUCUGCCAUUGUGUAAGGGAAAAAAGUGUAAUCAGGAAGUCAUAUCACAAAUUUACAACAUAAAUAUUUUCAGUUUUCAUGUCAUACGUUUGCUAGUGUAGAAAAUAAAUGAGUGACAAAAGUCCUGGAGAUUAGUGCUCAUAAUUUGGAUAUGAUUUAAAUAAUGAAACAGUAUAUGCCAGGGCCUAAAUGUUAUUUACAUGUAUCCAUUUUUAGAAGUAUUCCAUUAUUUUCAUCCAAUAAAAUUGUGAAGAAGGAAAGCAGAUGCAAACCAUAUGCUAUUACUUACUGGCAUGACAAUGUAAACAACUGUAGUAGAUGAAAAGCUGAAUUAUUGAUAUCACUAGAAAUGAUGAACCACAGGUGAAAGUGCAACUGCUUCAUGUGAUUGUGUAGAUUCUUCAGUAGUCUGUGACUAAUGGAUUUUUAUUGAUAUGAACAAAAUUGCCACUGUUAUCUGGAUGUGACCAGUCAAUAACAUGUAUGAUUCGUUGGAAACAUACUGAUCCCUGUGUACAAAUUUUUAUACAAGGUGAUACUUGCUAUGUCAAGGUUUCAGGAUGGACAUUUAUUUUAGUAUAUGUUACAAAUGACAUAUCUUUGGUACCAUUGUAAAAGUGUUAUUUUUUAUGGUAUGAAGUACAUCGGCACUGUCAUUUUCCAUGUAAAACUCAUAGUUGUAUGGCAUGGGGCAUAUGAAACUAAGACUCUAUUAACUAUUCAUCUUAUUAGUGGAGACAGUAUAGUUUCGAUAACUUGUUCUUAUAUCACAAGAGGUAUCACUGCACAGCUGUUUUUUCUUUCUUUUUUUAAAAAGCAUUUAAAACAAAGUGUGUGUGUGUGUGUGUGUGUGUGUGUGUGAGAGAGAGAGAGAGAGAGAGAGAGAGAGAGAGAGAGAGGAUGUUUACCGUCAUCUUCAACACCCCAAAGUGUACAACACGCAACUAGCAGAAAAAUGAGAAAGUUCUCACUUCUACUGAUCAUUAUUGUUUCUAUAUUGUUUUUGUCUUUCAGUCAUUAAAGAAGUGCUGGACUUAUAAUAUAGGCAACUUGACUUACAUUUUGCGAGAUCCUGCUUUUACUCUCAUGAAUAUCAUGGACUUCAUCUCUUUGUUAAAUUACGUGGAACAUGAAAAUAUUAUGGAUUUUGAAUGAAUGCCAUUUUACCAGUGAAAUCACAUUUUCAAAUUACUGGAUGAUUUUAUUCUCAUACAAUCACUAUUUCUUAAUUAUUUUGCUAUUCUUCAUUGCUGUUCUUUGGCAGGCAUUUUAAUACAUUUGCAAUAAUACCUCUUUUACCAUUCAGAUGAAUUUAGUAUAAAGCUUUCUCUUUCAUAAUUUCUCUGAAAUUGUCACUUUCCUGGUGCAUUCAUGAAGUUAGCAGGGAGUGUUACUGUUUUCUCACUGAUGGUAUGCACAUAUAUAAUCUGUUUCCUGUAAGGAAAAAAUUCUUAGUAAGUACAGAUAGAAAAGUGUGAAUGAAAUUUUCAUACACAAAGGAAGUAGGAAAGACUUCAAGAAUGACACUAUUCUUCUUUGAGAAGUACUAGUAAGUAGGUAUGAAGGCACUAAGUAAGGGAAAGACAAUAAAAAUUAUUAAUAAGGAAAUAUACAUGAAGCAUUAUAUAUCUCACUCUCAUUACAUUAUCUGCCUCUCAUAAAAUACUUUUCUUUCUUCGUACAAAUGCAGAUAUUCAUGCCCUAGUCACAUGACUACGCAGUUAUAGAUUGUAUGCUUUAUAACCAACCAGCAGUGCUGUGAUUUAAACCUGUACAUAAAGUGCAAUUUAAAAAGUGAAGUGAAGACAUUUCAUAAGAAUUGUCAUGUUUAGCACUUGCAAUACUGGUUAGAUUUCUGCUGAAGACCAGUGGUGUGUUGCUUUGCCAGAUGGAGUGCAGCAUAAUUAAAAUUGUGCAAAAUAUAUGAUGCAAUGUCUUUGACCCUUGAGUUACUUACAGAGAACCUUCAAAACAUUAUAGAGAAUCUAUAGAAUUGUUGUCAAUGGAAGAAAGAAGUAUUUCAAUAGUAGUUUGUGCACCAAUGCACAAAAACUUAGUCUCAUAAUUUUUUGCAAAUGUCUUUCAAACAGUGUAGUUCCUUAAGCUGAAGACUUCAUUAGUAAACUAAAAAUGUUUCUAUUCUGCAGAGUGAAGCAAUACUACACAAAACACAAUUGUGGUUUCAUUAUACCUUUUUUAAAUCAUCUGCCGUGUCACUUGGAAUUAUUGAAAUUGGUGUGCUUUUCAGGCAAUAGCCUGUUGACUUCUUUUGGAUCCAUUAUUAUAUCUUAAUUUAUUUAUAUAGCUUUUCAAGAAGAACAACUGAGAAUUCAUCUUAAAGUUAAAUGACAAUCAUAUGCAUGAAAUAUGCAGUAAGAUGGCAUAUGGUAAAUAUUCCACUGUCUAUUUUUAACUUUCUAUAAUGAUCUUCAAGAUUUUAGUCGACAUUAAUGACAGGAUUGGGAAGAUUCAGAUACUACUGUCGUUUGUUGAAAUAUUUGCUAUUAUGAAAGAUUUUUACAUAAUUGUAGAAAAUAUUUUGAUCAGAAGAAUUUGUUACUGGAAGUUCAUCAUGCAAUAUUUGAUACCACAGAAAAUAUGAUUUAGUUAAUCAGUGACAUUAUGCACUGGUUUUAUUGAUACUAUUCAUAGAUAAUGUGUAAAAUUAAGACAUUUAUGGGUGAAAAAAUGAUGCAUUAACUUGAGGGAUCAGCAUUUGCAAUUAUAUUGCUAUUUUAGCAAAUAAACAAUAUUUAUGAUCAUCAGGAUGAUUUUUUUGCAAUAACUAUGGCAAUAUAUUAGAUAAGAAAUGGAAAGCAUAUGGUGCUUAUCAUUUAAUACUGAGAAUACUGAAAUCUUUUUUUAUAUUCCAUGUUAUUUUGUACAUACAGAUGAACAUAUGUAAAUAAUGUAUAUGCUCACCAAUUUUAUAAUAAAAAAAAAUGCUGCUGUGUAAUGUGAAUAUAGAAAUAUACAGCGAAUGUACUGGUACUAUCAAUUAUUUUUUAGUUUCAGGGCAGAAUAUUUAUGAAAAUGGCACAACAAUCAUGAAAAAUAAAACAGUAGGAUUUAGUCAGCUUAAAACAUGUCAAACAUCUGUUUUGUCAUUACUGAACACAAUUAUGUAUACAGGUCAACUUUAAAAAUUGUGUUACAAGAUGGUUGUGUUAUUGUAUGUGCUUGUGACAUAUUAUGUGGUAUAUGGAAUAUGAGAUGUAUCGCCAUAGUUGACUGGAAUGUAAUAUAUUAGCAUCCACUGACAGAAUUAAAAAUUCUGAAAGUAAUUGUUUUUAAAAUAACAUUUUUUUUACAACCACCUCAGAUCAGCAGAAAAUUCUCAAACAAUGAAGUUAUCUAGCACCAUCAGAGUGUAGGAAGUGUACAAAUUGAAAAGGCCUAAUAACCACUGAUAUAUUUUCCGUGCUUGGUAAUUUUAUCUCCAAAUACAACACUAGUUAUAUGUUGUUGGAUACAAACAGCUGGAGACCGUGGAAAGUAAAAGGUGAAAAGGUGCUGAUGAGUUAGUGGAGGGUAGAUGUUACUGACAUUUGCAGAUAAGGUAUGAAUAAUGCCCAAGGUGCAAACAGUAGGUGAUUCCUUUACCUUUCACAUUCAAUAGUUCUUUUACAAAUUGCAGAAAUGGGUAACUAAAUUUCCCUACAUCUGUAAGACUUCAUUUCUAGCAAAUGCUUUGGUUAUAUUUGUUACACCACAAGCUCUUUUAAAAGGAGUUCUGACAUAAAUUGAUUUAAGUUCUUCUAUAACAAAAGUGCUACUUUAACAUGUUUUAUUCUUACCACAUUUCCACACACAUCUAGAGGAGUGGCUCUAUACUCAGUUCCAUCACGUGUGUGCUCUCCUCACAAUGAAAUAAAAUGUUGUCUACAUUUUUUUUAAGUUUAGAUGUUUAAGGAAUACAACUGUUUCCUUUAAUAGGAGGUAGGCUAGUGUAAGAUACACAUAUAACCUCUAUGUCCUCAAUAGGAAUUGUAAGCGAAUAUGAGAGGAGAUGGAAGUUGGGCAAUGACCAGCAACAGAAAGAGUGCUUUCGAUAUAUGAAAAGAACAAAAAAUGUAAAAACUGUUUGAUUGGUGGACCAAACAAGACUGGCUAAAUAAAAAAAAACUACAGGAAAGUGAAAGGUAAGGUACUAUCAUGCAAAUGAAUAGUUGCCUGCUAUCAUAAAUAGUUUUACAGUGGUAAUUGCAACUGCCAUUUGUAGCAGUACUUCUGAGUAGGUCUGACAGCAAAAUAAUUCUCGAAAGACUGAAUGCAGUAUAUAGUGUCAUGUAUAAUUUUAAUGCAAGGAAUAGAAGAAUUUCUCUUAUUUUAUGUAGAAGCAAUAUUAAAGUUCUACGUGAAAUGUGUAGAAAGUUGAAUGAGGUGGAUUGUAAAUUGAAGCAGCAUCUGCUGAUGUCCAAAACCAGGCACAGCAAACUCAAACUGUUCAAGAUUAGAAAUACAUGUGAGACAAACAUCAUAUUUUAUGUGUUUAUUGGAACAGAUGGGCACAGAGGUUGUACUGUGUCUCCAGUGACAAACUGAUUGCUACAUCAGUAAAAAACAAGCAGAUGUAGCAACUACAGACAAUGAGGGCAAGCAGUUUUGUGUUAGGAAAUAAAGAGCACUUGUAACAUAAACUGGUAUGUCAUAUAUCAGUGGAGGUGUUCGCACACUGAAGAAACAUACCCUUUCAAAUGGCUGUUGCUGCAAACCCUCUUCUACCCAGUAAUUUGCCUUUCUUGGUAUUUUCAGUCAAUUCAUUUCACUUCUUUACAAACCAUCUAAACUAAAUUUCAGUUGCAAUAUUUGCAUUUCUUCAGUUCAAAGAUAUUACAGCACUAAAGUGUUCAUCAUGUGAGAUGCAACUCCUGCACCUGUGUGCAGCUAUUAUAAGAAUGUAGUAAAGGCUUAUUCACAAUAAAUUACUUCAGCUCUAUCUUAGGCUUGUCUCAGCCACACUAUUUGCAUUAAUCUAUCAUUAUAUUAUAAUCAUUACUCUAAUAUUGGUGCAUGAUAAAUAACAGACGUUCUACCAUGAUGAAAAAUGUCAUAAAGAGGCUCAACUGUAAUAUCAGACAGUUAGUUUCAAUACAAACUACAUACUGUCUUCAGUGCUUUACUAACUGCUUCACAGUCUAUAUCUGUAUCCUAUAAUCCACUAUCCAGUGUGUGGUGGAGAGAACAUAGUGUAUAACUAUGACUGUUUGAACUUGCAAUUCCUUGUGAGGAUAGUGCUAUCUAAUUUUACUGCAGAAUACACCCUGUCAGACUGACAGGGUUGUUUCCUCAUCACCCUCUUAGAGUGAAAGAAUUGUUUCCCCUGUUACACUUUGUCAUUUAUUAUCCUACUGUAUAUUAAGUUAUACAUAUAACAUUCGUUUUCCACUUUCUUUUUUAAUUUUAUCACAUGUCAAUUUCAUUUACGUUCCAAUGUGUUACCUUCAUACUACUUCCAAAACUCUGUUGUUUACUCAAUUAAUGGAUUAUCUGACAUGUUGAAUCAGUGAUUAGGGUCCAUCUCUUGGGUCUGUUAUUGAUGUAUAGUAUCCUGUCAUUCAUCCAUUCUGUGCUCUUCUCCAGCCUACCAUUACGUUAUCACAUAUUUUCCUCAUUGGACUAGGUACUUCCUGUUGCAGGAUGACAAGAUAUGUUUACAAUUAUUGAAAACUUUUGAACACCAUCUUUUCCAGUUUGUAGAUGCUGCUUUCAUAUUCCUGAUAACACUUAAGCUUUUUAGGAUGCACAGAGAACCACUACAACUUUCUUUUUAAUCUCACCAUUGUUUUUCAAUUACUUCCAUCUUAAUAACAAUGCAUAUAAGAUGUGAUAAAACAAGUAUUUCACUUUUUUAAUGUCUUUAAUGAGUAAAUUAAUGUUCAACGCAGAUUGCAGUUUCAUAAUAUGUAUAAGAUGAUAAAUAGAAGUAUAUGUACACUACCAAUAAUUGUUGAUCUUCUGCAGUUCCUAUGAAUUCAUUUGCCUGAAGAAACCAACAUGGAUUCCAGUCUCUUAUAAAAACUGAAAGUUCUGUCAGUGGAUCUGAAGUAGUGCAAUGACUGUUAUGUAAAAGAUAAUUAUAUGUUGUGAGACUAUUAUAUUUGUUAUUGGUAUGAUGCAACUAGUACAAGUGUGAUAUAACAUGAGGUGCAUAAUGUGCACUCUGUGUAGUAAAAUCACGGAGUUUAUUAUAUUUUGUAAAAUUGAUUAUAAAAUCCCAGAAGAAAUUCUAUAACCAUUUGUACUUGUGCAUUGCGAAUUCCUUUGAAAAUUUUUUGUAAGAACUGUAUUCUCUGUAUUUUACACUUAUUCUAUAGUAUGUGAACUGAACAAAAACAGAUAAAGUUCUUGCCAAACAACUGAAUAAAUAAUUAAGCAUCAAGUAAACAGCAUGAAACAGUUCAAGAGUAACUUCAGAAAUCUAAUGUUGUCUGCAUUUCAGAAAUUAAACAAACAGGCAACAAUGCAACUACAUAUUGUUUCAGUUUUGCACAAACACAAUAAUGAGUAUGAUUUUUCAUUUCAACUGCACUUUUUUGCUACAGUAAAAAUUGUUGUAUCUUGUUCACCCCAAUAAUUACUUUACAUAUAGUAUAACAUGAGCAGUGUUAGCUUUUGAAAAAUGUAUUGUAUAAUAAUUAUCAUUGUUUUCAUUAUUUCCAGCGUCUAUUGACAGAAGUGUUGAGACUUUGUAUUCAAGCAGAUAGAUCUUUGCUUGUAGACCAGGCUCUCUGCUAUCUCUUGCAAGUUAUUAGCUGGAUUUUUUAUAUCAUGUUUUCAAGUUACUUGUUGCAAGUGGACCUACAUGUUCUGAUAAAUUUAAUAAACUCCAUCCUUUACAUAAUUUUCCCUAACAGCAACAAUCAGAAAAAAGUAACAUCUUUCAUUCUCAACUCUUUUUUAUUUUUUGAGGAUGUUUUUGUGACCACUUGUUCUUCAUUAUCCCUCUGGGCCAUGUUCUGAACUUAGAUGUAAAAACAUAUUACA
This is a messenger RNA of Schistocerca cancellata (South American locust), 12119 nucleotides long. It is a transcript of the gene Trpm, whose product is annotated as transient receptor potential cation channel trpm. Gene Ontology annotation, molecular function: monoatomic cation channel activity. Gene Ontology annotation, cellular component: membrane. Lineage: Eukaryota; Metazoa; Arthropoda; Insecta; Orthoptera; Acrididae. The record is from RefSeq and is a predicted model, not a curated record. Gene Ontology annotation, biological process: monoatomic cation transmembrane transport; protein tetramerization. The transcript has 17 exons. The coding region runs from base 1 to 5040 and encodes 1679 amino acids.